This is a messenger RNA of Nelumbo nucifera (sacred lotus), 2728 nucleotides long. The record is from RefSeq and is a predicted model, not a curated record. NCBI's taxonomy places the organism in Eukaryota, Viridiplantae, Streptophyta, Magnoliopsida, Proteales, Nelumbonaceae.
UCAAUACUGUUUUCUCCACCUUAGUUGAUGCUUCGUCUUUUGUUUUUCUCUGCUUCCUUGACUGACUAGGAAGUUACGCAGAAGGCGUGACCUAUUCAUCUUCUUCUUCUUCUGUUCUCAAGCCUUAGGAGUUUGGACCCCCACCCAACAAUCGGGAUCCUCUCCAUUCUUAACGGGUUUCUCCUACUUUCCUUCCAGAUUUUCCAACAAUGAAGGAACCGUAUAAAGUUAGUGCUUGCUGUCAUUCAGAUUUCUAUCUUUCUGAUUUUUUUUUUUGUCACCCAGUUUCUUUUUUAUAUUCGUUUCGAUGAAUUUUGCAUGUUUUAAUUCUCUCUUCAGUUCAAAAGGCUUCUUUUUUCUGUUUUUGUUAGCUUACAAGUUACAAUUUGCCUGACGACGAUUGAAUCCUCUGUUGCGGCGACGGUGGAUUUUUAAAUGGAUUCUGAAGUUUUCUAUUUCACAGUUAUGGAAGGGUCAUUGAGUUUCGAGUUUACAAAUUACAAUGGCUUUACAUUGAUUAAAUUUUUUGUUUAGAGAGGGGGUUAGAGUGUGAGUGUUAUGGCUUCUUCUCAGAGCAAUUGUCACUCCGAAUCAGAAAAAAUCGAGCAGAUAAUUAACGAGUUCUUCACAAAGAGUCUCCACAUAAUACUGGAGUCAAGGUCUCCUUCUAUUUCCUCCCGGUAUUGCAGUGGUAAGCAGGCUCUCUUGUCACCAUCUUCGUCUCCGUCUUCAUCUUCAACUGUCAAGCCCAGAGAUAAAUGGUUCAACUUAGCACUCCGGGCUUGCCCGUCGGCUUUAGAGAACAUUGACCUCCGGCGCCAGAGCAAUCUGGAACCAAUGGUGGUCGAUGUGAUUCUCGUCCAGAGACCGAUGGGCUGGGAUCCUAUUCGAUGUUCCCCAAUGAGGUGUCUGACGAGGAACCACUCUUUCAAAGAGCGGCUUCCGUAUUGUCGGAAUCCUGGGCAGGAAGAAUUUGGGUCGGAAGGGAAGAGAGAAAGAAUCAUAGAGAGGUGGAUCGUGCAGUACGAGAGUCGGAUGAAUAAGGAUUCAAGUGCAUGGAGCAAGAGGGCGGGUAGUACUAGCACUCAUUCGUUGUAUAAGAAAUCCAUUAUAUUGUUAAGGUCUUUAUAUCUGACUCUGAGGCUAUUACCUGCAUACAAACUCUUCAAAGAACUCAGUUCUUCAGGCCAAUUUCACACAUUUAGCCUUGAACAAAGUGUUCGUUCAUUUGUUGAGCCUUUUACACGAACAGAGGAGGCCGAUAUGCAGCAACUUGGGUUCAUGCCAAUAGAUACUAAUGGUGGCAGGCUUUGUACUUCUGUGCUGUAUUAUCCAACACUGUUGGAUAUUAACUCUGAACCCUCAAUCCCAAUUUCCCCAAAGCUCAUACCAGAUUAUGUGGGGAACCCAACAACAAAUCCUCUUAAAAGGUUUUCUUCUCUUCCUUCGGCAGGAUUGGUGUCUCAAGGUUCGCCUUCUUCCUCUCCAUGUUCUAGGAGGCACAGUUGGAGUUGUGAUCAUUAUGGAGCCUCUGCAUCUUCAUUGUUGCCCUCACCAACAAACUCUGGUUCUUGUGUUAUUCCUUCUGGUGUGAGUACCAAUCACCAUCAACCUGCAAACCCAUCACAUCAUUCGAGCAAUACAAGUUUGGUGGUUCAUAAGAAGAACAGAAGUUUCAAAGAGUAUUUGUCAUCAUCUACAUUGUCUCUCUCCCCUCCAUCUCCACCAACCAAUGUACCUGAUGUUUAUCAAUUAAAGGCUCUUUUGCCCCGUGAAAGUGCUCCAGCCGGCGUACCUGCAGUUAAGAUUGUUGAAAACACAUUAUCCGACAGUCAUAUGUUGCCUCUAUCUCCUUCCUCAAAAGGCACAAUGCCUGGUUGCUCACAGAUUGAUAAUGUUAAAACUCCAGUGAGGUCUGGAGAUAUUCAGACAUGCAUAACAGCUCUGAAGAAGGUCUAUUCUGGGAGAUCCAGCAGAUUGUCUUUCCAGGAUGAGUUCAAUGGUUCUGAUUUUUCCUGUCCAUUUGCUGUUGAUGAUAAUGAUAAUGCUAUAAUGGGUCCACAUACCAGAUCUGAGUCUUUUGAUGGAAAAAGGCUUCUUAGUGAGCUGCUUGAGCCUGGUGAACUCCCAAUCAGGAAGUCCCAAGAGGCUAUUUUAGGUUCUCUUGUAAACAUGCUAAAGACAGCACCAUCUCUCCAUCGUCAUCCUACCUCAUUCAAGUUGCAACAUGUCCCCAAGCCUCAAAACCAGAGAAAAAGCACCAGGAAUGCCAAGGAGACCUCAAACUUGGAAGUUAGAGAGGUUCAGAAUGCUGCCUCCUGUCCAGGUUUCACUCCAUCUAGGCUUCUUGUAUCCAAGACAGCUGCUGAUGCAUUGAAAGAGCUUCAGAGUUAUAGAGAGAUCAAAGAAUUGCUGCUUAGACAAGGUAUCAGGUCCCUGACAUUGGCCAAUGAUGCUCCUGGUGCACAACCUGUGAGCAGAGGCGCAAAGGGAUUCUGAGCUUUUCUUGCCAUUGAAACCCUGUAAUUAUGCAUGGUGUUCUGUUUCAGAUGUUCUUGCAGGCACACCAAAUGGCAGAUAAUCUUUUCUCCAUAUAAUUUUUGCCUUUUCUGCAUAUAAUUAAAAAUGUAUAGUCAUGCAUACAGCGGAGCUCAUGUCCAAUUUGUUAAUUUUUUUAUUACCUAUUAUGUAAAGCACUUCUCAUAGUUGAUGGUUUAAUCACAACUCA